This is a messenger RNA of Sphenostylis stenocarpa, 2187 nucleotides long. Lineage: Eukaryota; Viridiplantae; Streptophyta; Magnoliopsida; Fabales; Fabaceae. The record is from the annotation of a GenBank genome assembly.
AUGGAUUCCUUUCAGUUACUGGAACUCAACGUGAUUUCGGCCCAAGACUUGGCUCCGGUGGGUCGCAACAUGCGGACCUACGCGGUCUGCUGGGUCCAUCAGGACCGGAAGCUCUCCACUCGCGUCGACACAGAGGGCCACACGCAUCCAACAUGGAACGACAAAUUCGUCUUCCGCGUCGACGAGGACUUUCUCUACUCCGACGCCUCCGCGAUCAUGAUUGAGAUCUACGCGCUUCAUUGGUUCAAGGACAUCCAUGUCGGUACCGUCCGCGUCCUCGUCGGAAACCUCGCCCCUCCGCCCUCCCGCCCUUCCCAUGACAACCGCACUCCUCUAGGCAUGCGCUUCGUCGCGCUCCAGGUCCGCCGCCCCUCCGGCCGGCCCCAGGGGAUCCUCAACAUCGGCUUCACCAUCCUCGACAGCUCCAUGCGCAGCAUGCCGCUAUACACUCACAACCCCUCCGCUGUCGGCUACCGCCACCUCAUGGGAGAGAAGGACGCCUACGACAGCCACAACCACCUUAGCCCCCACGUCCUCGCCGCGGCCUCCGGCACUCCCAAGGUCGAGCUCCGUCGCGCCAAGAGCGACAGCAGCUCCUUGAUCGCAGCAGAAGCCGUGGUGCGGUACAACCGAGCCGUGGCUAACCAUAAUAGAGCAAACUCCAACAUUUCAGGAUACGAAGUUAACGUGGAAAAUGAUAAGAAAGGAAAGAAGACGAAGAAUUCGAGGUCCAAGAGUGGCUCUGUUGAGGAUAGCGUCAUCGAAGAAACCACCUCGGUCCUCAGCGACACCGUUUCGCCUUGGAAAAUUAAAAGCGGAAAAGCGAGCCCCCAUGAUGAUGAUAUUCUCCACGUCGAGCAACUUUCGCCACCUCGUCACUACCACAACGACGUCGCUUACGACGAUUUUCAUAAUCAUCACCAUGACGACGACGCUCAUUCCGACAUUAGCGCCAGCGAAAACUUCAUCGUCGACGCCAUAGAAGAAGAACACGUUCCAGUUAACCCCGUCAUAUACGAAGUUCGUGCCACCCCGAAACCACAGUUUCGAAACUCUCCGGCGCCUCACUAUAUGAAUUCGCCAGCACCAAAAUUUAAGAAUUCUCCUGCGCCGCAGUAUAUGAACUCGCCGGCACCGCAAUAUAAGAACUCGCCGGCGCCGAAGUAUAUGAACUCGCCGGCACCUCAGUUUAAAAACUCUCCGGCGCCGCAUUAUAUGAACUCGCCGGCACCUCAAUUUAAGAACUCGCCGGCACCUCAAUUUAAGAACUCGCCGGCACCUCAAUUUAAGAACUCGCCGGCGCCACAGUUUAAGAACUCUCCUGCGCCACAGUAUAAGAAUUCUCCGGCACCACAAUUCAAGAAUUCUCCGAAACCGCAGUAUAUGAAUUCUCCGGCACCGCAAUAUAAGAAUUCUCCAGCACAACAGUAUAUCAGCUCUCCGGCGCCGCAGUAUAAGAAUUCUCCGGCGCCACAGUUCAAGAACUCUCCGGCGCCACAGUUUAAGAACUCUCCUGCGCCGCAAUUCAUCAGCUCUCCGGCGCCGCAUUUUAAGAAUAUAUAUGGGGCUUCUCCGAAGCCGCAGUUUCGGUCCUCGCCGGCGGUGGGGGCACCGCAGUUCCGGGCGUCGCCGGCGGUAUCGAAGUUCAAUCCGAACAGGGGGACACCAAUGCAUCCGUUAGGGAAGGUGAACAGUGCGUUUGAGUACAUGACACCGCGAAGGUCAAAUUUGGGGAACAUGGGACCGACAAUGAUAACAGAGUCAGAGCUGGGGCCUUCGCCGUCGGAGGUUGCGGCGGCGAUUGCGAGGAAGCCAGUGAUCGACGAUGAGGAUAACUCAGAGGUGGGAGGGUGGACCUUGGUCGAGAGCGUGGAGGGCUUGCAGUCAAAGUUGGAGAGGUGGCAGUCGGACCUGCCGCCGGUGAUCGAUCACGGCGAGCUCUCGAGCCACCCGACGUCGAGCACAAGGACGAGCCGCCACUCACGGAGGCAUACCGACGGUGGGAGUGCGCCGAGUGGGGCUGGGGGAAAGGGAGGGAAAGGGGGUGGGUUGUUCUCAUGCUUUAGUAAUAUCUGCGGUGUUGAGUGCUACAUUGGUUGCGGCGGCGACCCUAAAGGAAAGAAGGACCGCAGCCGCCGCAACCGCACUCCCUCCGUCGACGGCAAUACCACCAGCCUUCUCGGAUGA